Messenger RNA from Didymodactylos carnosus, 2205 nucleotides. The record is from the annotation of a GenBank genome assembly. NCBI's taxonomy places the organism in Eukaryota, Metazoa, Rotifera, Eurotatoria, Philodinida, Philodinidae.
AUGGCGUCGAGGUUGGAACACGGUACCUGUGAAUCCAAUGGAUCUGGAAAAGCCACGAUAAUGUCAAAAAUUCAAGAGGGUGGUGGUCAGCGAUAUGUAUACGUUGAUUCGUAUGACAUUGACUGGGGAGAUGUGAAAGAUAAAUUAAUUGAAGUUUACAAGUUGGACCCAAGAUUAUCAGCUAAUUAUGAAUUAUUUGAUUUUAAAUUAAAUAAACUUAAUGUCAACAGUUAUGAUUCGUUGUUGGCUUAUUAUAAAGGAAAUGGUUUAAAAUUAAGUAAUACAUUGGUGUAUAUAUAUGCCCCAGAACAAAAACAAAAUGUUAUCGGACGAAAAUCCAAAACUGAUCGUGUUUCGGAGAAUAUAAAUGUUGCUGACACUGCACCAGUUGAUUUUUCUCCGGUGAUUGUUGAGGCAGAUUCAUCUAGUGAAUUAAAGAGUGAACCAAACGAACAGUUGAAUAUUUCAGAUCAUCACUAUUCACCGAAAACUCGCAUUGAAACAACAACACCAUGUGAGUUGCAUCGAGAUAAUAUCAAUGCAACUUUUGAGGAUUUUCACAUCUCAUCGACAACAAAUUGCUUGCAUCAACAACAAGAUUCAACGCCACCUUACACAGCAACAUCUGAAGAUUCCUCCUUUUUGUUCAACAAUAUGGAUAUAUUCUCAUUUUCGAAGUCGAUGGAAGAUUUAGUUGAAAUACUAAAAAUUACGAUUAAACAAUCCAAUUGUCAGGGUUGUUCCGAGACAAUAGUGUCCAUAUUAAGAAAAUGUUAUUCUUUAAACUCUGAUUCAGAACAACUCGAUGAAUGUAUGAUGCGCAUUGAAACAGAAUCAACAACAAUGAUACAAGACAAUACAUUGACGACAUCGAUAUUAGACAAAAAUUCACAAUUAUGCAGUGAUGUAUGGAAAUUAAUUGAAAAGAAUGAUGAUAUUAUUAAAGUGCCUGGAUUUUAUAAAAUAAAGAAAUUGUUUAAUGAAUAUCUGAAAAAUGUGAAUAAUCUUUCAGUCAAAUGGAAUGAUCAUGUGAAAAAACAAAUAAAAUUAAAUACCAGAAAUACACAUAGUAGACAAAAACAAGUAGAACAUCGAACAAUUAACAAUAAAAUUCAUGAGAAAAAAACUCAACAUCAUAGUAAUAAUAGACAAAAUCCAAAUAUCUGUGGUCACUCAUCAAGAAUCUCCGAUAUUCAACAGCAACCAUCGUUAAACCUUGACAAUAUCAAUAAUAAUUGUCAAAAGAAAUCGAACGAACGAUAUUCCACAUUUGUAUCAGCGUCCAAUCAACGUAAUAAUCUCAUUCAACAUAAUAAUACUGAUUAUCAUCAUCAGGAAUUAUCCGCGUCAUCCUGGCGUCUAAACGUACGAACAACACACUCUUACCGUGAACCAUCAUUUAAUCAUCGUUCUCAAUACUCUUCGUCAUCGAUGACGUUAAAUUGUGAUCGUCACGAAAAGAAUCAUUACCAUAUCAAUACAUCACGACAAUCGUAUAGAAACUCAGAACAUCAACCAUUAUCACAGAAAACAUCAUCAUUAAUUAGCGUGGCUGAAAUCGAUUAUUUUGAAACUGAACAGAAAAAAUUGUAUCAAAGAUUAACUUCAACACUUGAUCAACUGUAUCAUCAACUGCGAUAUUGUAAUUUUAACAAUUGUAUCAAUAUUGAUCUAUUCAGUUGCAUUAUACAUGACAUUAAUCAACGCCCUCAUGUAGUAUUUUGUGACGCAUUAUCUGUACAACAUUCUGAUCUAUAUCUGAUGGAACGUGGUGCUAAAUUGGAACAGUUUUUUCUGAAAUUAGAAAAUAGAUCACGAACAAAUCUGAUUGAAUCAAUGAGACAGCUUAUAAUAAAUAUGAACAAUUGUGUUGAUCAACUACAUAAAAUGUAUUCAAGAUGUCUUACUACACUACGAUCAGAACAACAACAACAACAACAUCGCACUCAACCGCCAUCGCUGCUGACGUUACGAACUCAAAAUCAAUUUCCAUUAUCAAACAACUUGGAAACAAAACGGCAUAAUGUAGAUGACAUCGAUCUCGACAUCGAAUUUGUUGACGAUCUGAAGGAGUGUAAACGACGAAGAAAUAGUCAACAACAACAAGAAUACUCUAGUCAAAUAUCUGAUACAUCUCCGUCAGAAUCCUCUGUUGAAGAAGAAGAACUGCUUUCAACAGCAUCAAGAGCCUAUAGACAAAGAUGA